AUGAGUGAGUCCUUCGCCCCACAACCGGUUAUGAACCACAGCAUGACAGUGACGCUCGUACAGGACUGCUUUGCGCAGAAGAACUUGCCCUGCCGCCUGGUUCCCAUCGAAGACAACCCGUGGGUUCAGCAGCUGCCCAAGAGCCUGAAGGACCCGGUCGGCGCAGACAUCGUAGAUAUCCCUGGGUCUGUGGCAAACAUUCAGGUCGACUUCUGGGGCGAGGGGCGCCCGCAUCGCGCCACAGCCAGGGCUUUGGGCGAGGCAGGGCCAGUAACGGUGCUUCGCAGCCGGCUCGAGCGAAAAGGCUCUGGGCAGCUUGCAGCGGAGUCUGUCGAUUUGCUGGUCACUGGCUGCGAGGUGAGUCUGUGGGCUGGUGAGCAAUUCGCAGCAGACCUCAGGACGUGCUUUCAGAAACUGGUUGUGAAGACAGCGUCCGCAAACAAGAUUUUGGGCAUGUUUGGGCAGCAGUUUCCCAUGGCGCAGACUGGACAAGAGAUCGGUGAGAGCUGGGAUUUGCAGGACUGCAUUGUCCUCAUCGUAAGCCAAAGCGGCGGCACUUUUGCACCACUUGCUCUUUCGAAUCUGCUGCAGACGGUGACGCCUCACAUCUUCGCGGUCACGUCGGAGUGGGACACACCCAUUGGUAGACAGCUACGCCAGCUGAAGGGCAUGCAGGGCCGCGUCUUCAGCACGGAGAUCGGCCUUCGGCCUGCUGAACCCUGCUCCCUGUCGGUGGUAGCCACGCACCAGAUGCUCACGCAAAUCUUGAUCUACGUCGCCAGCAAGAUUGUGUCAGACAGAAAGCUGAGCAUGGCAGCUGGAAGCAAGAUCAAGCGCAUGGACCUUGCCGAGCUGGAGAAAAACAACCGCCUGAACAUCCGAGCACUCAGAUCUAUUGUUGGCCGUGAAGAAGACCACCACAUCGCCAGAGAGUUGAGGGCUCAAGGACGACAAUGGGCGCAGCAUGUGCUGGAGGUUCCACGCGCUUGGAUGCUGUCAGCGCUCUACAUCUUUAUCACAGUGGUGUACGGCAGCGCGCCAAUGACCAGCUGCACGCAAGCUAGUAUGCGCGGGUUUUCUCUCGAGAAGGAGCUGAUCUACUUGGCAAAGAUUUUGGAUGCGGCAAUUUACGCAUUCCUUCCCCAGAUCAUGAUAUUGUUCAUCCGCCUCGUGCAACAACGCCCGCUACUGCACCGUAUGACGACGCGUACCGUGGUGAUUGGUGAUGUCCCUUGGGUUGCACAGUCGGCUGAAGCUUUCCUGUCAAAGCUCAUGGCCUGUACCUACAGUGCCACUGGCCUGGCUGUCUUCUCUGCGAAUCCCGCCGACCACUUGGUGCAUGACCCAUCGGGUGGUGCGUGGGACACUUCUUGCCUGCGGUCAGUGUGCAUGGCCGUGAACCAGGCAAGCUCCAUCCAGUCACUGGGUGCCACCUGUGAAAGCAUUACCAUCGGCCAUAACCCUCACCGGCUGCCUUUGAGUGCCAACGCAGUGUUCCUCAAAGAUGCCCGCCCUCCUUUUCUUUGCGAGCAUCUACUCGCUCGCCACAGCUCACAACGCGAAGGUGGCUCUGCCGUCUCCAUCUUGGGAGCUUUCCAGAAUUUGGCUGCAGACAGCAUGCAGGACGGGGAGGACGUGCAGCGCAUGCUGGACCACCGCCGAAAAAGGAUGAUCAAACAGGCGCUGGAGAAGCAGUGCCAGGCAGAGUCAGAGGAGAAGGUGCAGGCUGUGGCAGAUAGCUUGGAGGUUGACGAGGAUGGCUAUGUCAAAUUCGAGGAAUGCUGGCGCGGUGUCCAGCUUCUACACCAGGACGUAUGCAAGAAAGCCAUCAAAUCGAUUUUCCGACGCCUGGAAUCCGGAUGUGGUGGCGUUUCCCGCUCAGACUGCAAGCUAAUCUUCAGCCUGCAGAAGUCAAGCGUGAAGUCGCUGGAGGAUUUUGAGCUGCUGCAAUUGCAGGCCAUGAACGACACUGUGGAUGCUUGCGUUGUGCUGGAAUCAACGAAGGUCUUCGAGUCCUGGGAGAAUGUAUUUGGUGAAAGACUUCUCCAGCAAACAUCUACUGUUGCCCAAAAUUUUCAGUUGGCCAGAACUCAGUACAUCUCCAUGCAGCUCUAUGAAGGCCGAAUAGCCUCCCUUCAGCGAGCUGUGGCAUUCUUCGUUUUGUUUCAUGAGAUGGCCACCACUGUCGUCAACUUCUGGUCCUUCGUCAGCUUUGGUCUACUGAGCUACCGCAUUGACCGAACACAGUCGAUCAUGCGAGUGGCCACAACCGCAUCCCCGGUCAGCGGGGCAGACGUACGACACAAGAUGAUCGAGCUCCGUGUGCAAGAGAAGUUGGCUCGCAUGAAGGUCUUGCUGAGAACCGGGAUCUUCAAUUGGCGCCGCCGCAAGUGGCUGCAACAACAAUUGUCCACGCCAGAUGUGAUGGUCUGA
Molecule: messenger RNA, 2433 nt
Organism: Symbiodinium pilosum
Lineage: Eukaryota; Dinophyceae; Suessiales; Symbiodiniaceae
Source: the annotation of a GenBank genome assembly